AUGACCUACGUCUGUUAUGGAGUAUUUACGUCAACUUACAUCUGCCCAUCACUGUAUGCUCUACUGAUCCCAGUUCUUGGUUUUGCUGGAUUAUAUUACUACAUCAAGAGUUGUAAAAGCAAAUUGUCAAUGGUUCUCAAUGUGAUGGUCUUGUAUUUACUGAGUUUGUGCAGUUUUAGCGAUAUUGUCGUGAUGUACCAGAAUUUUUCCAUUGGAUACUUGUAGGUUUUUGGUGAUUUUGAUUAAUAUUAGGGUUAUUGAGGGUAUAAGGAAAGGUAAGAUAGGGUUGUGUAGCGCAGUAUAGAGUGAGGUAUUAUAGAGUACCAUAUGUUAUUGUAGUUUAAAAUUUGGUCUAAAGGUGUACUGUUGGGUACGCUAUUUUAUUUUAAGAUAGGGAACUGUAAAUUAAGGCACUGUGUAGGGUACGAUAGGGUAUAGUACUAUAGGGUAAAAUCUUGUAAGGCAGAGUACUGUAGUUUAGGUACGUCAAGGUGGGUAUUUCAGCUUAGGGUACUGUAGAAUUCGAUACUCUAGGAUAGGGCACGGUGGGAUAGAGUACUGUAGGCAAAAUACUGCAAGAGAGGGUACUGUAGUGUAAGAUACUGUAGGGUAAGGUACUUUAGAAUAAGGUACUGUAGAAUAAUGUAUUGUAGGGUAGGGUACUGUAGUGUAAGGUGCUGUAAGGUAACGUACUUUAGACAAGGUAUUUCAAAUCAAGGUUAACUAGGGUAAGAUAUUGUAGAACAAGAUACUGUAGUUUAUGGUACGCUAGGACAUAACAGGGCACUGUUUGGUGACAUAGGAUUCAGCUCAUGGUACUGCAGGUCGGGUAAGCUUGGAUAAGAUGUUAUGACGAGGUACUGUAGUUUAGCAUACGGUAGGAUGUGAUACUGUAAGCUAAGAUAGAUAGGGUACUGUAAGGCAGGGUAGGGUAAGCUUAAAUUUUUAUAACUAUUUUUAAAUUUUAAAAUUUCAGUCCAGACCACUUUUCCCCAUUGAUGUAUGGACCAGGUGGACUAUUUUUUGGCACUCUAGCAUUGGGCGUGGCAGAGGCAAUGACAGUUUUAUUUAUCGCUCACAUUUUUGAAAUCAAACGUGGUAUGAACAAUUCAAGAUGGAUCAAAUUAUUAGUUCCAGGCAGUUUGAUCUCUGUUCCUUUUGCUUGCGUUACAGUAUGGUUCUUAAUCCAACUUCGGCCCACUGUCUAUCCAACGGAUCAGUGCUACAGUCAAGCGAUUUGUGGUAUAAUAAGGAGCGUUAGAGACAUGGUUGUGAAUCUAUUUGGAAGGUGAGAUAUGGAUGAAGAUUGAGGUUGGAAUUGAUGGUUGUAUAAUGUUGUUGUAGAGGAAAUACAGACGAAAAUACAUUGUAUAUGUUGAUAUAGUUGUAGAUUUGAUGGAAAUAAAUUUUGUGUUUAAUGAAGGUGGUUAUUUGUGAAAAUAGUUUAAAAUACGCGCAUUAUUGUACUGGCUAUCAUAUUUACUAACAAGGAAAGUGCCCAGGGCCGGUCGGGGACUUUUGGUCUGGGGGCGGGGGUCAAAAAAAUCGGCACAGGUAGCUUGUGACAAUUCUGUGCAAAAAAUUUUUUCCAAAAAUCCACAGGGAGGACCACAAUCAAAAAUUUAAAAAAUUUCUUGGGGGGGGGUUGCUUUUCCAUCCCCCCCCGCUCAAAAUUUUUAUAUGAGUUCUUUUUACCACCAAUAGUACCAAUAAAAAGUUUUAGCCCGCGCUUUUGAGUUUUAAAUUUGAAUUAUUUUGGUUUCCCGCCGAUUUGGCAAAGUUGGCAUUGUGUUUCAAGCACUUUUUUUGACUUUCCAGUCAAGCUACGCUUACAAAUUUAAAAAUGUAAGUUAAUUUAAAAUUAUUCUACUAGUAAAUCAAAGAAAAAUACCUAAAAAAUUUUAAAAAAAAAUUUUAAUUUUUAAAAUUUUUUUUUGAAAAAAAAACGUUUUUUAACUUUUUAAAUUCUCAGUUGGAGAAAGCAUGGCGAAGGGUGCGGUUGUGGUGAGUGUUGAUCCGCAAAAGGAAAAAGAAGAGCUGAAGGUAUUGAAGGAUACAAAAGUCCAGAAAUGGUGCCCAUUCGAAGUUGACGAUGUUGAUGGGGUGAGCCUUUAUAAUUUUUUUAAAACUUUUGGCUAACAAUUUUAAAUUUUACGUGGUUUUUAGUUUUUGCCUGUGUUAUUGUAUGAUAGAGGGUUUCAUCGUAGAUUUAUAAGAUAGGGUACUGUGAAGAAGAGUAGGGUACGGUAGGACAAACAGGAUGAAGUAGAGUAGAGAAAAGUUGUUAAAUAGAGGUUAGGGUGGUGUUGAGUAGGAUACUUUAGGGUAGGGUAGGGCAUAGUAGGUUGCUUAGGGUAGGUUACGGUAGAGUUGUGCAAAAGUACGACAAGGGUAUGGAAGACGUCAGUCAAAGGUAGGGUAAGGUAGGGUAGGGUAGGGUAGGGUAGGGUAGGGUAGGGUAGGGUAGGGUAUGGAAGACGUCAGUCAAAGAUAAGAUGAGGUAGGGUAGGGUAGGGUAGGGUAGGGUAGGGUAGGGUAGGGUAGGGUAGGGUAGAGUAGGGUAUUAUAAUUUAAAAUUUUUUUUUCAUACUGUAAAAAUACAAAAUCUUUUCAGUUCACCAUGCUCUGCCUCUUCAUCAUCCACAUGGCAUUCAUGGCCUACUCCAUGGUCUUUGUUUGCUCAUCCAAGUAUUCUCUAUAUGUGCCAUUCAUGGGCUUGUCAGGCAUCCUCUACUACUGGGCGAGCAAUUACAGCUACAGAUCUGUCGUCUACAAUUUGGUCGUUUUGGAACUGCUCGUUAUCUGUUUGUUCAUCGAUUCUUCGAUUUCGUUCGCCAACCUCAUUAGUCAGACUUAGUAAGUAUUAGUAUGCUUAGAGUUGGUAAGCUUAGACUGUGUGAGCCUGUGCUUAGUAGGUGUAAGCUUCAAAGGUUAUGCUUUAAAAAGUUUUGCUUCUAGGCUUAGGCGUAGCAAAUUUAUGCUUAGUUAAUUGAGGCGUAGUAUCCUUCUAGCCUCAAGUUUUUAUGCUUUUAGGUUUAUGGAUUUAAGCUUAGGCUUUUGACCGUAGGCUUUUAUAAUAGUAUAAGGCUUCUGAGCUUGAACGUACAGGCUUAAAAUUAAAGCUUUUGGGCUUUGAAGCGUAGGCUUCUAAACUUAAGCUUCUAGACUUAGGAUUCUAGGCUUAAGCUGUAGGCUCAGGCUUCUAGUCUUAGGCUUAGGCUUAGGCAUAGGCUUAGGCUUCUAGGUUUUAGCUUAGGUUUAGGCUUAGGCUCCUAGGCUUAGUUUUUUAUGCUUGGGCUUCUUUCACGUUUUUAGGCUUAGGCAUCAAUGCUUAAGCUCUUAGGUUAGGCUUAAUAGACUUGACAAUAAGCGUAAUUGGCUUAGCUUUUGUAGGCUUGAGCUGAUAACUAAGUAUUUUUUUUUUGCACAGUGCAAUUUUUAACAUUUUAAAAUAAAAAAAAUUUUAGUAACGACUACGCUUCUAUGACCUUCAAACUCUCUGUGGUCUUUCUCUACUACUUUGGACUCUCGGUGAUGGCUAAAACCUUGAUGAGCAUGUUCGUGAUCCAGUUGAUGUACCCAGACCGCAAACUUACCGCCUGGGACCACUUUACGAACAUUGUAUGUUUGAUGAGUGUUGUGGCUUUGGUGUGCCAUUGCUACUUUUCCUACACAGGCUUUAAUCAAAUGGAUCAGUGCGAGCUACAGUUUUUGAAUGUUUUGGCCAAAGGAACCAAAAAAAGCAUUCGGCAAAUGCUCAACGCGAAGUGA
This is a messenger RNA of Bursaphelenchus okinawaensis, 3771 nucleotides long. Lineage: Eukaryota; Metazoa; Nematoda; Chromadorea; Rhabditida; Aphelenchoididae. The record is from the annotation of a GenBank genome assembly.